ACCUUAAGUAGAUAGCUGCGCUAUGAUAUUUAACUGAAUACUUCACAUCUUACUAUGUAGAUUCCUUUAAUCACUUUCUGUUUUUUCAUUUAAAUAGGGGAGCUGAGAGGUUUUUUUUGUUUGUUUGUUUUGUUUUGUUUUUUUUUGAGAAUGGAGAAUGCUGAAAAGUGACGGAAAAUAGGGUUGGAGGGAGGUAGGAAUGGCCAGAAUUAGAAGCAGGUGGAUGGGACAGCCCUGAUGAAGAAACUCAAGGCUCAGGUUCUAUUUCUUCGCUACUCGGGGAUCUGCCCCAAUUGGCCCAGUAACACUAUAAUUUAGUCUUUUCUGCGCAUGUCAAGAUCUUUUGUCCCUCGGCGGACACCGUUUGCCAGCCAAAGCUAUGUCGCGCUCACCGACUUCAUAGGGUUCCGAAUUCUGUCUUUUUUCCCCAAGCUUGCCAUGGCUAGUCGAGGGGCUCGGCAGCGCGUGAAGGGCAGCGGGGGCAGCAGUGGGGAUACGGCCCCCGCUGCGGACAAGCUGCGGGAGCUGCUGGGCAGCCGAGAGGCGGGCGGCGCGGAGCACAGGACCGAGUUAUCUGGGAACAAAGCAGGACAAGUCUGGGCACCUGAAGGAUCUACUGCUUUCAAGUGUCUGCUUUCAGCAAGGUUAUGUGCUGCUCUCCUGAGCAACAUCUCUGACUGUGAUGAAACAUUCAACUAUUGGGAGCCAACACACUACCUCAUCUAUGGGGAAGGGUUUCAGACUUGGGAAUAUUCCCCAGCAUAUGCCAUUCGCUCCUAUGCUUACCUAUUGCUUCAUGCCUGGCCAGCUGCAUUUCAUGCAAGAAUUCUACAAACUAAUAAGAUUCUUGUGUUUUACUUUUUGCGAUGUCUUCUGGCUUUCGUGAGCUGUAUUUGUGAACUUUACUUUUACAAGGCUGUGUGCAAGAAGUUUGGGUUACACGUGAGUCGAAUGAUGCUAGCCUUCUUGGUUCUCAGCACUGGCAUGUUUUGCUCAUCAUCAGCAUUCCUUCCUAGUAGCUUCUGUAUGUACACUACGUUGAUAGCCAUGACUGGAUGGUAUAUGGACAAGACUUCCAUUGCUGUGCUGGGAGUAGCAGCUGGGGCUAUCUUAGGCUGGCCAUUCAGUGCAGCUCUUGGUUUACCCAUCGCCUUUGAUUUGCUGGUCAUGAAACACAGGUGGAAGAGUUUCUUUCAUUGGUCGCUGGUGGCCCUCAUACUCUUUCUGGUGCCUGUGGUGGUCAUUGACAGCUACUAUUAUGGGAAGUUGGUGAUUGCACCACUCAACAUUGUUUUGUAUAAUGUCUUUACUCCUCAUGGACCUGAUCUUUAUGGUACAGAACCCUGGUAUUUCUAUUUAAUUAAUGGAUUUCUGAAUUUCAAUGUAGGCUUUGCUUUGGCUCUCCUAGUCCUACCACUGACUUCUCUUAUGGAAUACUUGCUGCAGAGAUUUCAUGUUCAGAAUUUAGGCCACCCAUAUUGGCUUACUUUGGCUCCAAUGUAUAUUUGGUUUAUAAUUUUCUUCAUCCAGCCUCACAAAGAGGAGAGAUUUCUUUUCCCUGUAUAUCCACUUAUAUGUCUCUGUGGUGCCGUGGCUCUCUCUGCACUUCAGAAAUGUUACCACUUUGUGUUUCAACGAUACCGCCUGGAGCACUAUACUGUGACGUCGAAUUGGCUGGCAUUAGGAACUGUCUUCCUGUUUGGGCUUUUGUCGUUUUCUCGCUCUGUGGCACUGUUCAGAGGAUAUCACGGGCCCCUUGAUUUGUAUCCAGAAUUUUACCGAAUUGCUACAGAUCCAACCAUCCACACUGUCCCAGAAGGCAGACCUGUGAAUGUCUGUGUAGGCAAAGAGUGGUAUCGCUUUCCCAGCAGCUUCCUUCUUCCCGAUAAUUGGCAGCUUCAGUUCAUUCCAUCAGAGUUCAGAGGUCAGUUACCAAAACCUUUUGCAGAAGGACCACUGGCUACCCGGAUUGUUCCUACUGACAUGAAUGACCAGAAUCUAGAAGAGCCAUCCAGAUAUAUCGAUAUCAGUAAAUGCCAUUAUUUAGUGGAUUUGGACACCAUGAGAGAAACACCUCGGGAGCCAAAAUAUUCAUCCAAUAAAGAAGAAUGGAUCAGCUUGGCCUAUAGACCAUUCCUUGAUGCUUCUAGAUCUUCAAAGCUGCUGCGGGCAUUCUAUGUCCCUUUCCUGUCAGAUCAGUAUACGGUGUAUGUAAACUACACCAUCCUCAAACCCCGGAAAGCAAAGCAAAUCAGGAAGAAAAGUGGAGACCGGAGAAGAGCAGAACCAACUUACAGGAAGAAUUGAAAAUCCUGGGACUGGAUGGCUGUGUUAAGCUGUUCUCCACACUCUGGCCUGGCAUCUGAGAACUAGCAAGCCUCUCUUAGGCCAUAUGGGCUUCUCCACCAAAGCUGUUUGGCAGCUCCUAGCAGAGCUUCUUGUUCAAAUCCUCGUGCUGAAAAUGAACAUAGCCUAGUUGCCAGCCCACAUGUCCUUUUCACCUCCAGCAAGACUAAGCUGCUUUAAAGCACUUCACAGAACUAGGACCCUGUCCUGGAGCUAUCUCAGGAAAAAGGCGACCAUUUGAGGAACUGUGACCUAAUUUUAUUAUAAUGAUGCCUCUAAUUUUCAUUUCCUUUACAACCCACUGUAACUAUAUGGUUGUAUUGUUUUUUUGUUUAGUUUUAGCAUGCUAGGUUUUGAAUUCUAGGCUCCUCCGUGUGAAGAUAUCAACAGACAAAACUACAACUGUAUAGGACAUAUAUGGAGAAAAUUUUAUCAAUUGAUAGACUUGGAUGACAUCACAUUUUUAAGUAAUGUAAUCUGAGGCCACUGCUGAGGAAAUUAAGAAUUUUCCUUUUUUUUUUAACCACCCCCAGUGAAAAGGACCAGUGUAUAUUUAUAGCACCUAUUUUUUAGUUCUGUCUGUCGUGAGGCACAUCCUGCAUGGGGCACUUCUAGUCAAAUAGGCAAUUAUAAGGACCUAAUUAAAAUGUAAUAAGUAUAUACUAUUACUUUAAAAGCCUUUACUGUCAGUACUUCAGUUUACAAGGCACUUUCACAGCAUCUCAUUUGAUCCUCACAGUCACAACAUGUGGUAGACAAGGCAGGUGAUUUUUUAUCCCCAUUUUACAGAUAAGGAAACAGGCUGGGGUGGGGAGUGAGGGGAGGUAAACAUAGUUGCCUGAGGUCACACAGCCAGUAAGUAAUAGAGCUGGGACUGGAACCUAGGUUUCCUUACUCUCAUCUGUUGCUCCUCCAUAUUCCUCACUCAGCCAUGAAAACAUUACUCGAAAGGACUGAUGAGGUUAACCAGAGACCCAACUGAUACUGUAACUUUCUAUUUUAAGGAAGAAUUGUGUCUGUAUUUCUUUGAGUUCUUUGGAGCCUCCAGUCUGCCUGUAUGUUAGACUAGCACAGCAGUGCUGUGUGAUGCAGCCUGACCUGUGGCAGGAAAGUAGUGCUUCUGUUUGGAAGUCGUCUUCUUUUGCAGCCACACAGGAUCCAAAUAUUAGUACUAUCCCUGUAGUCAAUGUGGGGUCACAUUAUAGGUGCCUUAUUUCCCUAAGGGUAACUGAUCUGAAUAUCUGCAAAUAGGAUGAAUCUAUUUUUCAGAAGUUCCAUCUUUCAUUUUUCUUUCUUUCUUUUCUUUUCUUUUUUUUCUUUUUCUUUUUUCUUUUGAG
Molecule: messenger RNA, 3683 nt
Organism: Cercocebus atys (sooty mangabey)
Lineage: Eukaryota; Metazoa; Chordata; Mammalia; Primates; Cercopithecidae
Gene: ALG9
Product: ALG9, alpha-1,2-mannosyltransferase
Exons: 16
Coding region: 331-2307 (658 amino acids)
Biological process (GO): protein N-linked glycosylation
Cellular component (GO): endoplasmic reticulum membrane
Molecular function (GO): alpha-1,2-mannosyltransferase activity
Source: RefSeq, a predicted model, not a curated record